AUGGGUGUUCUCCAUUACCCGAAGCUCAGACUCUACUGGAAGCCGAGCAUGAGAUGCGAUAUCGUGGCAUCUGCAGGAUUGUCGCGCAACCACUUCGAAAAAUUGCGAAAUAACCUGCACAUUGUGGAUGUGAAUUACCCUGACGCUACUGACCGUCUCUGGAAAGUAAGGCCAUUGCUUGACAUCUUCCAAAGAAAGUGCAAGUCACUUGUAGCAAAGGAGCGCCUCUGCAUCGAUGAACAGAUGGUGCCCUUCAAAGGACACCUCGACAUCAAGCAAUAUGUCAAAGGAAAGCCAAACCCUUGGGGCAUCAAAAUAUUUAUGCUCUGCGGCGAAUCUGGCCUUGUAUAUGACUUUCUGCCCUAUCAGGGGUCCACAACAAAGAUCGAAGACCACAUCAAACAGCAGUAUGGUGUUACCGGCGCAAUAGUGCUGUGUUAA
Rhipicephalus microplus (southern cattle tick) is the source of this 441-nucleotide messenger RNA. Its product is annotated as piggyBac transposable element-derived protein 3-like. NCBI's taxonomy places the organism in Eukaryota, Metazoa, Arthropoda, Arachnida, Ixodida, Ixodidae. The record is from RefSeq and is a predicted model, not a curated record.